GUUGUCAACAGCUACCAGCAUGCCAGGGAGGUGCUCCUGAAGAAGGGGAAGGCUUUCGCUGGACGGCCACGCACUGUGAGUUGGUUGCAGGUUUUGGGGAAACCCCUCCCAACUGCGGUGGGGGGCGAGGACAUUGCCUUCGCCAGCUAUGGGCCCCUCUGGAAGUUCCAGCGCAAGCUGGUGCACACCGCCCUCUCCAUGUUCGGGGAGGGCUCGCUUGCCCUCGAGAGGAUCAUCUGCCGGGAGGCUGCAUCACUCUGUGAGACACUCAGCGCUGCACAGAACAUGGCCCUGGACAUGGACCCCGAGCUUACUCGGGCCGUCACCAACGUGGUCUGCUCCCUCUGCUUCAACUCCUCGUACCGGCGUGGGGACCCAGAGUUCGAGGCGAUGCUGGAGUACAGCCAGGGCAUCGUGGACACCGUGGCCAAGGAGAGCUUGGUGGACAUCUUCCCCUGGCUCCAGAUCUUCCCCAACAAGGACCUGGCCCUGCUGAAGAGAUGUCUCAAGGUCCGGGACCAGCUGCUCCAGCAGAAGUUCACUGAACACAAGGAGUCCUUCUGCGGGGACACCGUGAGGGACCUCAUGGACGCCCUCCUCCAAGUGAGGCUCCGUGCCGAGAACAGCAGCCCCCCAGCACCAGGGCUGGAGCUGACAGACGACCACCUCCUCAUGACAGUGGGGGACAUCUUUGGGGCUGGCGUGGAGACCACCACAACUGUGCUCAAGUGGGCUGUGCUCUACCUGCUCCACUACCCCAAGGUCCAGAGGAAGAUCCAGGAGGAGAUGGACCAGAAGAUCGGCCUGGCACGCCACCCCCACCUCAGCGACCGCCCGCUGCUGCCCUACCUUGAGGCCACCAUCAGUGAAGUGCUGCGCAUCCGGCCCGUGUCCCCCCUGCUCAUCCCACACAUGUCCCUUGCUGACACCAGCAUCGGGGAAUAUUCCAUCCCCAAGGGUGCCAGGGUCAUCAUCAACCUCUGGUCUGUGCACCAUGAUGAGAACGAGUGGGACAAGCCCGAGGAGUUCAACCCCGAGCGCUUCCUGGAUGAGCGGGGCCAGCACAUCCACUCACCCUCACCCAGCUACCUGCCCUUCGGGGCCGGGAUCCGCGUCUGCCUGGGUGAAGUCCUGGCCAAGAUGGAGCUCUUCCUCUUCCUGGCGUGGGUGCUGCAGAGGUUCACGCUCGAGUGCCCCCAAGACCGGCCCCUACCCUCGCUGGAUGGCAAGUUUGGUGUUGUGCUGCAGGUGCAGAAGUUUCAGGUGAAGGCCAGGCUGCGGGACGCCUGGCGAGCAGCCUCGUGA
This is a messenger RNA of Pterocles gutturalis (yellow-throated sandgrouse), 1305 nucleotides long. RefSeq names its product steroid 17-alpha-hydroxylase/17,20 lyase. Gene Ontology annotation, molecular function: steroid 17-alpha-monooxygenase activity; iron ion binding; heme binding. The coding region runs from base 199 to 1305 and encodes 368 amino acids. Lineage: Eukaryota; Metazoa; Chordata; Aves; Pterocliformes; Pteroclidae. The record is from RefSeq and is a predicted model, not a curated record. The transcript has 8 exons. Gene Ontology annotation, biological process: hormone biosynthetic process; progesterone metabolic process.